AUGCAGGACACAGAGCAGAGGGGAGGGGAGGGGAGGAGAGAGGAGGAGAGAGGAGGGGAGGGGAGGAGAGAGGAGGGGGAAAAGGUGGGAGUGACCCGGAGCGAGAGUGACAUUCCCGACGAGCACGGCAGCACGAGAGGAGCACAAAAGACAAGAGAUUCUCUAGGAAGAGGAGAGACCGACCGAUCGCAGACAUGUCUUUGGUGA
Knipowitschia caucasica is the source of this 207-nucleotide messenger RNA. The record is from the annotation of a GenBank genome assembly. Lineage: Eukaryota; Metazoa; Chordata; Actinopteri; Gobiiformes; Gobiidae.